AUGGAAAACGAAGAUGUUGAGAAUUAUGUAGAUUACUUUCGAAUGCCACCUCAAUUAUUUAAUAAAUUGUUGAAGUUAAUUGAACCAAACAUUAUCAAACAAAAUAUAAUUCGUGAUCCAAUUCCAUCGCACACUCGUUUGCAAGUGAUGUUAAGAUAUCUGGCUUCGGGUGAUAGUAUGAAAUCGCUAUCUUAUGCUUUUCGCAUUGGACACAGCACCGUCGUAUCACAAAUAAUAACUGAAACAUGUCAUGCGGUAUGGAACACGCUGAAGGACUUAGUUUUUAUCGCUGACGACGAAGAGAGUUGGCAAGUUGUAGCUGAUAAAUUUGAAUCCCUGUGGAACUUUCCUCAUUGCAUAGGUGCCAUUGAUGGAAAGCAUAUUGCAAUUCAAGCUCUACCACGAAGCGGCUCAAUAUACUAUAAUUAUAAGGGUCAUCACAGUAUCACGUUACUAGCAAUAAGCGAUGCCAAGUAUUGUUUUACAAUGGUGGAUAUUGGUGCAGAAGGAAGGCAAAGCGAUGGAGGAAUUUUUAGGUCUAGUGAAAUUGGCAAGCGUUUUGAAGCUCAAACAUUUAAUAUACCUCAGGCAAAGCCAUUAGAACCUGGCGGACCAGCUUUACCGUUUGUUUUGGUGGCAGACGAAGCUUUUCCGUUAUCUAAUUACAUGAUGAGGCCCUAUUCACGUAAUGGACACCUUGAUAUCUCCAAAAAAGUCUUUAAUUAUAGACUUAGCCGAGCUAGACGAGUAGUGGAGAGCGCUUUCAGAAUUCUAGUCGCUCAUUGGAGAAUAUUUCGAAAGCCACUUAUUGCAACGGUCAGUAAUGCAAGAUUGAUAGUGCAAGCAGCUGUUGUUUUACACAAUUUUAUUCUACAAAACGAAGAGAAAUUGACAGGAAAGAAAACGUAUACCCAUCAACCUUUCCAAGAUCUACAUGAGACCAGCAAUGGAAUUUGUGACACAACAGUUCACCGUGUGAACGAAGUAAUGACUUAA
This is a messenger RNA of Cyphomyrmex costatus, 996 nucleotides long. Its product is annotated as putative nuclease HARBI1. The record is from RefSeq and is a predicted model, not a curated record. The transcript is spliced from 3 exons. NCBI's taxonomy places the organism in Eukaryota, Metazoa, Arthropoda, Insecta, Hymenoptera, Formicidae. Bases 1 to 996 code for a protein of 331 amino acids.